This is a messenger RNA of Recurvomyces mirabilis, 1560 nucleotides long. RefSeq names its product Chitinase 2. Gene Ontology annotation, biological process: carbohydrate metabolic process. Bases 1 to 1560 code for a protein of 519 amino acids. The transcript has 3 exons. Lineage: Eukaryota; Fungi; Ascomycota; Dothideomycetes; Mycosphaerellales; Teratosphaeriaceae. Gene Ontology annotation, cellular component: extracellular region. The record is from RefSeq and is a predicted model, not a curated record. Gene Ontology annotation, molecular function: chitinase activity.
AUGUCUACACGAUCUCUCUUGUUGGCCGCAACAGCAGCGACCACGAUUUCCGCAACUUUCAGCGCAACCUCGAACACGAAUGUGAACCCAUCCAUCGACAUUGUCAAUAUUGGAUUUGUCAAUGUCUUUCCGGAUCAAGGACCAGGCGGCUGGCCAGGCACGAACUUUGGUAAUCAGUGCUCUGGUGAGGUUUACGUGCACAAUGGAGUGAACACAACGCUGCAGAAGUCAUGCCCGUAUAUCGAACAGGACAUUAAGACUUGCCAGACGACGUAUGGCAAGAAGGUUUUCUUGUCGCUUGGCGGUGCAAACCCCAACAACUACUACCUCGACAGCGAUACAUCUGGAGAGAGCUUCGCUGAUUUCCUUUGGGGCGCAUUUGGUCCGGCAUCUGCGAACAAUGGUCAACCUCGGCCAUUUGGAAGUGCUGUAGUAGAUGGGUUUGACUUUGACAUCGAGAGUGCAAUCAACCCUGCGCCGACAGACGCGAACGGCAAGACCAUCGCAUACGCUACGAACGGAUAUGCUGCGAUGAUCAACCACUUCAAGAAUGACCUCUACACACAAGAUGUCACCAAGAGCUACUACAUCUCUGGUGCACCGCAGUGCUCUCUGCCAGACGUCCACCUCACAAGCGUCAUUUCAGCAGCGUGGUUCGAUUUUGUGUUCAUCCAGUUCUACAACACUCCCGCCUGCAGCGCUCGUGCAGGAAUCAACCACCUGAAUGGCCAAGGUAGCGAUGAUAUCUCCUUCGCCUCGUGGCAACAAUCCGCGUCGCUGAAUCCUGCCGUCAAAUACUACAUCGGCCUUCCUGCGGCGAAAGCUGCAUCGAGCGACGACUCCUACUAUUUGACCACGCUCGAGGCGCAGAAGAUCGUGAAGGAAUUCGCCAACACUACAUCUUUCGGUGGCGUCAUGCUUUGGGAGGCCACAUAUGACCAGAACAACACUAUCUGCGGCAGCCCGUACUCCGUGUGGAUGAAAGAAAUUGUCACUGCAGCUGUGCAGGGUACCACCUUCGAUGCCGACACCACCAGCAAGUGUCCAGCUCUGAUUGUCUCGCCCGAUGUGCUGCAGCCAGUACGGGUACUGUGGUUCUACACCCGAUUACUGUGGCACCGGCUGCAACUCUCUCGCUGGAUUGUGUGGAAGUGCAGCCUCGUCCAGCUCGUCAUCGACCGUGUCAACUACUUCAACAAGGAGCAGCUCUACAGUCUCUAUUGUGUCGACUACAUCGGCUACUUCUACCUCGACAAGAAGCUCGCGCAUUUCAACAUCCACAAUUUCGUCCACCGUAUCAUCGAGCACGUCUACCAGAAGCAGUACUUCGUCCACAUCCACAAGCUCGCAAAGCUCUACAUUGUCCGCUACAUCGACUUUCACGAGCUCUUCUGUGUCUUCAAGCAGCACAGUCUCGAGUUCAGCGUCAAGCAGCGUUUCCAGCUCGACAUCGUCUCUUUCGACCUCGAGCAGCCUUUCAAGCCUCAGCACAUCUUCACCUGUGAGCACAUCCACCACGUCUUCUUCUGCAAACAUCAGCACGAGCUCUACUUCGCUUAG